ACUGGUCUUUAUCCACACAGGCCCAACAACCGUGUGGCAAAUAGCAUGGGUAAGACGUCACAUGCUGUGAGGAAGAUUGUCCAGCGCAACAGAUCAGUGAGCUCGCCUCAGUGUGCUGGUAGCAAUGCCUACACCACAAGCCUUAGAUAAUUUUACAGUGGGUGUCAUUCGCCGCUUUGUUCAUGACAAGUUUGCAGCAAAGCAAGUUCUUACUGUCAGAACUCUAAAGGAAGAUUUGAAAACAGCCACCAUUAUCCCGGAAACAACCUCUGAGAUAUCGGUGUGGCGGCUCGUGCAAGAUAUGGGAUUCAAGUACAAAACUUCUCAACGAAAGAUGUAUCUUGCAAAAGAAUCCCUUGAUGUGGUUUGCCGUCGGAUUGGCGCUCUCCGGGCUCUGAGGCGCCACCGAGAAGAAGGGAGGCAGAUAGUAUAUGUUGAUGAGACAUGGUUCACCACAAGAAUGAGCCACAGCAGGGAGUGGGUGGACACCACACAGCCUGCUACCAGUGCCAUGCAUAGCCGACAGGUACCAUCUGGCGAAGGAGAGCGCUUCGUGGUGGUUGCAGCUGGCACAGCAAAUGGAUUUAUUGAAGACUCUUUCCUUUGUUACCCUGCAAAGAGUACUAGUGGUGAUUACCACGGAGAAAUGACAGGCGAGCUGUUCAUACGCUGGCUGACAACUCAGCUUCUACCAUUGCUGCCCGAACCAUCGGUGCUGGUAUUUGACAAUGCACCUUAUCACAGCCAGCUGAUAGACGCAUGUCGAUGUCCUACUACGGCAACCAAGAAAGCAGACCUUAUUACUUGGCUGAAGAGGCGCAGAAUCAGUGUCCCAGACGGUGCCACAAGACCAGAGCUGCUGCUCAGAUGCCAAAAGUACCGGCCAAAACCACAGUACACCGUGGACAAUAUCAUCCGAGAGUGGGGCCAUGAGGUGGUCCGCCUGCCACCUGCCCACCCAGAACUCAAUGCCAUUGAGCAGGUAUGGGCAUGCAUGAAACGUCAUGUCUGUUCAUCCUUACAUCGAUUCACCCGGGCAGACCUGCAGGCAAGACUGCAAGAAGCCAAGCUUUUGGUCACUCAUAGGGUUUGGGCGUCUGCAGUGAAACAAUCUCAAGAGUUUAGGAUGGAUAUUGGUUAUCAGAUAACAUUCAGGAGCCUGUGGGACCUAUCAUUAACAACUUAAACAGUGAUGAUGAGGAUACAGAAGACUUAUACCUGGAUGAUGAUGAUGACGAAAAUGAAUAAAAGUUACUUUGGGA
Macrobrachium nipponense is the source of this 1262-nucleotide messenger RNA. RefSeq lists its product as uncharacterized. Bases 125 to 1186 code for a protein of 353 amino acids. NCBI's taxonomy places the organism in Eukaryota, Metazoa, Arthropoda, Malacostraca, Decapoda, Palaemonidae. The transcript has a single exon. Gene Ontology annotation, molecular function: nucleic acid binding. The record is from RefSeq and is a predicted model, not a curated record.